CGCGAGAGAGUCUGUCGGCAUCCCAUCCUUACUGCCAGGCUCAUUCAAUCUGCAUCUCUUUUAUUUGCUUUAAUAUUUUCUGAACCCAGUUUUCGGAUACCCAUUUAUUUCAAGAUGUAUUGCUUCCGACGAGCAGCUUUUCGACUCCUUUCCUCUCCUUCAACUUCUGUUCUUGCUAAGCCGAGGUCAAUUACCACCGUUACUCCCUCUGUCCUUCAAUUAAAUCGCCAGUUGCCGCGCUACGCUUUCCAGCAACGAUGGAACAGCAACGAGACCGCAAAGGAUGCAUCCGCUUCCGCGGACCAAGAGAAGACACCUGUGGUAGACCCUAUUGCUGAGUCCGCUGCCUCAGAGACUGCACAGGCGACAACUGAAGCUGCUACGGAUGCUGCGCCGGAGACUGAACCGCUGCCAGCCCGGCGGCCAGUGAUGGCUCCUCCGGAGCCUAAGGAGACUAUUUAUGUUGGAAACCUGUUUUUCGAUGUCACUGCGGAGGAUCUGAAAAAUCAGAUGCAGAAAUUCGGCGUUGUUGAGACUGCCAGAAUUGUCCAUGACAACCGGGGUUUGAGUAAAGGUUUCGGUUACGUUACCUUCGAUAAUGUCGAGUCGGCCCAGCGCGCCAUCCAUGGCAUGAACAUGCAGGUCUUCGAGGGUCGUCGCAUUGUCGCGCAGUUCGCGCAGUCAAAUGCCGGUCGCCGCAACAGGCCUCGCCAGACUCCCUCCAAGACUCUUUUCAUUGGAAACAUGGCCUUUGACAUGACUGACCGUGACCUCAACGACCUGUUCAAGGACGUUGAGAAUGUGAUCGACGUCCGGGUGGCUGUCGACCGUAAAACCGGUCAGCCCAGGGGUUUCGCACACGCCGAUUUCCUCGAUGUUCCUAGCGCUGAAGCUGCAUUUGAAAUCCUCAGCGGAAAGGCCCCCUACGGCAGGAAGCUUCGCGUCGAUUACAGUUACACGAACCGGGACGGUGCUGAGUACCGUAACCGACGGAGGAUCUCCAGUCAACCUAUCGAAACUGAAACCGAAUCUGGACCCAACUGAGACUGCAGAAUGAAUGGUCGGGAUUGUGCAUUACAAAAACCAGAAAAUAUCUCAAAUUCGGUCUUGGAAAGGUAUAUCCUUUCCAGUGUGCAUUCGUCACUUGUUCGACCUGGAAACUGGCAAUAGGCGUUAUUGCUACUGCUGCAUGGGUGAGAUUCUCUGCUGGAAGAUGUCUGCUCCUGCGUCUUUACUACCAAUCUCUGUUUUCUAAAACUGUGUCAUGUAUUCAAUGGGCAAAGCACUUGUAGUAUACUGGGUUACCUGGGAUAGCAUUCUAAUGAUAGACGACGCGGGAGAGAUACAGUUAUUUAUGCCUACCGUGAGUACUAUAAAAGGUUUAUACGGGUUCCUCUAGCACUAUAUAUAUAUAUAUAUAUCUCUACUUUGAU
This is a messenger RNA of Paecilomyces variotii, 1433 nucleotides long. RefSeq names its product RNA binding domain-containing protein. The record is from RefSeq and is a predicted model, not a curated record. The transcript has 3 exons. Bases 115 to 1044 code for a protein of 309 amino acids. Gene Ontology annotation, molecular function: RNA binding. NCBI's taxonomy places the organism in Eukaryota, Fungi, Ascomycota, Eurotiomycetes, Eurotiales, Thermoascaceae.